This is a messenger RNA of Paramacrobiotus metropolitanus, 630 nucleotides long. RefSeq lists its product as uncharacterized. Gene Ontology annotation, biological process: G protein-coupled receptor signaling pathway. The record is from RefSeq and is a predicted model, not a curated record. The coding region runs from base 1 to 630 and encodes 209 amino acids. NCBI's taxonomy places the organism in Eukaryota, Metazoa, Tardigrada, Eutardigrada, Parachela, Macrobiotidae. Gene Ontology annotation, cellular component: membrane. Gene Ontology annotation, molecular function: G protein-coupled receptor activity. The transcript has a single exon.
AUGCUGACCCAUGCGGCGAUCGCCCUUAACCGCAUCUGGGCGCUGUGGAUGCCGGUGACCUUUCACAAUGUUCAUAACUUCCGCUUCGCCUGGCUGGUGGUAAUGGGAAUCUGGCUAGCGGCACACGUCAUCGGCGUGCCGCCCACUAUAGCUGACAUUGUCAUCUCCCACCGGCCGACCAUCAUCAGCCAGUGCUUUUUCCACGAGGCGGGCGAGGAUUCGUACAAAACAGCUGCGCUGUCCAUCAACGAAAUACUGAAUGUGAUUUGCUUUGUGGUUAUCGUCGCGGCGUUUCCGUUAGUGAUGUGGAAACAAAAGGUCAGGGCGGUUUGGAAGAAACAGAUCACGAUUCGUUUGAAAAUCCAAUCGACUGACAGUUCAACAGAACGGCAGUCGCGAGUUCUGAUGGGGAUUCUAACGGCCAGUAUACUGAUAUGCUGGGGACCGGUUAUCGGAUAUUUGGCAUUAGCUGCCAUAGCGGAUUAUGACAAUUUGAUGGUCGUGCAAGUGUUAACGAUAUUGUUCAACUGUCAGUCGAUUGCGGACCCCAUAUUGAUUAUCCUGGCCCUGCCAGUUUGGAGAGAAUGCGUCAACGAAAUUGUUGGAGAAUGUUUGACGCUCCGUGAUUAA